AUGGACGACGAGAGGCUACCCGAGCAAUUCUUCUAUGGAGAUGUCGCGGCGGGUUCACGCCGACAAGAAGGUCAAGUCCGGAGCCAUAAGGGCGCUCUGCAAACCCCUGAGGCGCCUACAGAUCAAUCCGACAAACUAGGAAGACCUCGCCCGGGACCGACCUGCGUGGAGGAGAACAAUAAAGACAGGUUCAGCUGUCUUCGAAGACAACUGCAUCACCCCCGCCAAAGCCAGAUGCGAUACACGCAAUUCUCAAAUGCUGCUGCCGCCUCACAACGCCAACGCCCAACCAUCUCCAACGUGCCCUCGAUGCUAACGGAUAUUCCGGACGCCAAAUGGACUUGUUGCAAAUCUCCGGAACAACCGCAGCAUCCGGACUACAUCAGCUGCUGUUUCCUUGUGCAGCUCUGCCUGAUCCUCCACGCCGACAACUAA
Spirometra erinaceieuropaei is the source of this 435-nucleotide messenger RNA. NCBI's taxonomy places the organism in Eukaryota, Metazoa, Platyhelminthes, Cestoda, Diphyllobothriidea, Diphyllobothriidae. The record is from the annotation of a GenBank genome assembly.